AUGGAGAGGAAAUCAACCCUCAGCUCCCCAGGUUCUUCCCUCGAGAGUGUCGACUACUCGCAACCCCAGCUCCUGCAUCGUUACCUGACCCGCGAAAAUGUCCAACAUCUGCACCAGCUGUUCGACCAGCGCAAGCAGCUUCUGCCGGACGAGCUGCGCGCCGAGCUGUUCGUCCUGACCGGCGUUCGGUUCAGCGACGAAGAGUUCGAAACGCUGUUCAUGAAGAUCAACACGGAUCGGGACAACUUUUGCCAGUGGGACGAGCUGAUCAGCUACCUGAUCCUGGGCUUCCACAACGAUGACCCGCUGGCGGUGCAGGAAUCGCUCGAUCUGCCCAUUUCGCUGGACAUGAGCGUCAAGCUGGGCCGGCAAACGUACCCGGUGAUCAAGAUCGAGUACAGCCCGAUGGUGUCGUAUGAUGGAACAGUCAACUGGUCACAGGGAUUCUGGGUCACCUCGACGCAAGAAGCCGUGAUCAACUUUUGGAAGCGAGACUGGAAGCAUGAGAAAACUGGGAAGGCCUUCAGCGUCGAUCUCAAACGUGCCAAAACCUGGAUCCUGGACACGGCCGUCCUGCCAGAUCUGAACUACUUCUGCGUGGCUUGUCUGGAGCACGAGCUGCGCAUCUACGACAUCAUCGGGUCCGGCUUCACGCUCAAGAUAAUCGUCAACCGCAUCCCGAACCCGAUCAACGCGCUGAAGUACCACUUCUCAGCAUCCACCCGCAGCAAGCUGAUCAUGGGAGACUACAAGGGUGUGCUCCGAGUGGUGGAGUUCUACCCCGAGCGGAAGGAACCGUUCAAGUUCGACGCGGCAUCCACCGUAACGCGGUUGAGCUUUCGGGAUCUAUUGAAUGGGUCGUAUCCCCAGAUGGAGUGUGUGGACUAUGGUCGUCUGCUGCCGGAUAUCGUUCGGCAGCUACAGUUUGUGGAACCGACCUACAGCUUUCUGGCAUGCUCGGAGAAUGAUCCUCUAGCGCCGAGUGGUUCCAGAAAGAAGUUGUACACGUCGGUCAUCAUCCAGCAUCUCACCAAGCUGGAUAAGAUCACGAAGAUUAAGGUUCCCAAGGGAGUUACCUGCUUCGCGUAUGAUCAUGUCAAAGACUUUUUGGUAACUGGUGGUCCGGACGGGGAACUUAGAAUGUGGGACAUUCGCCGUCCGGAGAAUCCUGUAGCAUCAUUGUCCGGGCACAACGCCGGCGUUGUGUUUAUGUUCCUCCAGGAUGGAUCCCAGAAGAUCUACAGCAUGGACACCAAGAAGAUCGUCAAAAUCUGGGAUGUUCUCAACAGAAUUUUGAUUCAAACUUACAGCCAGUUCUCAACGACUUUGUACAAGACGGUCCCAGCUUGUGCUUACUACAACGAUCUCAACCGGGAACUUGUGAUUGGAGCAAACAAGGUAUUGUCGGCACCGUGUUGUCCCAAAAUCCCGUUGGAAGUAACGGAUGGCGAGAGUCAUACCCAGCCUAUUUCGGUGCUGCUUUACAAUCCACUGUUCAAAGUAUUGAUCAGUUGUGGUCUGGACAGUUACAUCAUCGUUUGGGACCACACCAUGAACCGCAAGCUAACGAUCAUCACCGAUGCCCACACCCAGGUCGUCAACGGCUUACUGGAACAGGUUCAGAUCACCGCUGCUUGCUUCGAUCCGAAGCUUCAGCUGCUUCUAACCGGUGCUCGCGAUGGCACCCUAAAGGUCUGGAACUUCAACAGCGGAUCUUGCAUGAGCUCGAUGAGCAUCCAGGAGGGUUGUGAAGUCACGGCCGUGUUUUGGGAACCAACCAGCAUUCUGGCGAUGGGUUGGAACCACGUUGUGGUCGAGUUUCCCGUGGGAACCACCGGGAUGGACUUCCCGCGAGGUAUCGACUGGCAAAAACUCCACUCGGACGAUAUCCUGUGCGCAUCGGUGACCCACAGCGAACCGAAAGCCAUUGCAACCUGCAGCUAUACGGGGGAAAUUGUGUUCUGGUUGAUGGAAACAGGUCAACCGUACCAGAGAUUCAAUGCAGCCAAGCCACAGCAGAAGAUUCCCGUCAACGCAGUGACUACAAAGACCGGUCAACCAAAACGGAGAUCAAGAAUGUCGGUUUUCAUGCCGCAAGAGCAGUUACGCCAGCGCCGUCUCACAAGGAUCGUGAUGCCGGUGAAGGCCGAACAGCUGAGGCAGCUGACGAUCCAUGAGUUGCUGUUCCUGGAAUCACGUCCGAUGCACCCGGAAGUUGGAACGUUGCUGAGUUCGCUGGACACUGGAGUGAUCCAGGUUUACUCGCACCACGUGGACGGAGGAUUCCUGGGAUCGUUUAAUGCGGUACACAUGGCCGGCGAUCGAGUAGUGUCGAUGACCACCGAUCCGUACAACAAGUUUCUGUUCACUGGAUCUUAUCUGGGAUACGUCAAGACUUGGCUACUGGAAGGUUACUUCGUUUCAGCGGAAGAUCGGGUCAGCUUCAACCGAGCCGCUUUGAAGAUGCAAUUUCCGUUUCUGCUGGACGACAUAAUUCCAGGUCGGGCGAAGCGUUCCGUUGCUAACCAACCCUUGCCCUGGCUGCUGAACUCGUACCAAGCCCAUCGGAACUGUAUUACGGCACUUUCGUACAUACCCGCAACGAAACUGCUGUUGUCAGCAAGUAGCGACCACACGAUCCGCAUCUGGUCGCUAGCCGGACGCUACAUCGGACUGCUGGGAAGUCCCGUCAAGUGGGCCACCAUCGAUGCGGACGUUCCAAUUCCCAAGGAGUACGGCUACCGUAUCCCACCGGAUCUGCAGCGGGAGGUAAGCUUCACGACGGCCCAGGUGCUGCGGGGUGGCGAGCGUGCGAUCAAGCUGAAGAGUCGGAUUCUGCAAGAGGCUAGCGAACGGCGGCGGACGGAAGCCGUGGAGACGUACGGCCAACCGCUGGAGGAUCCGAUCAUCAAGCCCGAAGUGUUCCCGUACGGCUAUCGGGCAGGGUUCGUCCACGACGCCAAGAUGGACUACUCGUUCAGGGAGACGCCUAUUUUCGAGCACUUGAGCAUUCAAAAUCUAACCAAGUUGAAGGUGGUCGAUAGUAAGAGGGUGGUCGAAAAAGUUGAGGGACUCGACUUCUCCAACGACGGCGACCGAAUUGAUACGUAUCAUGAGAGAAAUAUAUAA
This is a messenger RNA of Culex quinquefasciatus (southern house mosquito), 3129 nucleotides long. It is a transcript of the gene WDY, whose product is annotated as WD repeat-containing protein on Y chromosome. The transcript has 5 exons. Lineage: Eukaryota; Metazoa; Arthropoda; Insecta; Diptera; Culicidae. Gene Ontology annotation, molecular function: protein binding. Bases 1 to 3129 code for a protein of 1042 amino acids. The record is from RefSeq and is a predicted model, not a curated record.